Molecule: messenger RNA, 830 nt
Organism: Calliphora vicina (urban bluebottle blowfly)
Lineage: Eukaryota; Metazoa; Arthropoda; Insecta; Diptera; Calliphoridae
Product: adult-specific cuticular protein ACP-22-like
Exons: 2
Coding region: 1-687 (228 amino acids)
Cellular component (GO): extracellular matrix
Source: RefSeq, a predicted model, not a curated record
AUGCGUUUCCUGAAUACUGCUGGUAUUUUGUUGGUACUGACUUGUGGCUUAGUUGCCAGCCACUAUAUUCCUCAUGAUGAUCAUGAUGGUCAUGGUAGCUACGGUGGUCAUGGCAAGGAAGUUGGCUACUCAGUAGUUACUGAACAUGGUCAUGGUGGUGGCCAUGAUGGAGGUCAUGAUGGAGGUCAUGCUGGUCAACAUGAUGGAGGUUAUGAUGGCGGUCAUCACAGUGUUCAUGACUGGUCUCAUGGUGGAGAUGAGGCUCAUGGUCAUUAUGCUGCUUACAUUGAUGGUCAUGACGAUGGUCAUUAUGAUCAUCAUGAGGAUGAUGGUCACUAUGGAGGUCAUGCUGAUGAAGGCCAUGAUCAUCAUGCUUAUCCCAAAUACGAAUUUAAUUAUGGCGUUAAGGAUACAAAAACUGGUGAUAUUAAAAGUCAUUCUGAAUCCCGGGAUGGUGGUCAUGUUAAGGGCAGCUACAGCCUUAAAGAAGCCGAUGGCACUACCCGUGUUGUAGAAUACACGGCCGAUAAACACAAAGGAUUCAAUGCUGUUGUUCAUACUUUGGGUCAUGCUGCUCAUGAUGGUCAUGAUGCUCACAACUAUGGCCAUGGUGAUCAUUAUGGAAUUGGUCACGGUCAUGCUUCUAGUUAUACUAUUGUUAAGAAGCAGGAAGAAAAAAAGUAUUAAUGAUUGUUAAAGAUUGAAAAUAAUCUAUAAAUACAUAAAUUAUUGUUAUUUAAAAUUUGUUAUAAAUAUUGUUCUUUAAUGCAAGUACAAUUGUGUUUAAUAAUUCAAUAAGAAAUAAAUUGAUUUAUUAAGGAUACGAAGAA